AUGGAGGCUCAGUGUCAUAGUAUCGGAUGCCUCACUACAACGACCUCUUCCGUGACCUCACCUAGUCCUUCCUCUCCUGGAACUAUCGCCUUCACCACCACCGCCACGACAGCUCAGUCCUCUGCCACCAACACCACCCACUCCACCACCACUCAACCCAUUUUCGAGUUUGCCUCCCAGGGGUCGCAAUCACUCUAUCGAUUCCUUCAGCCCCCACAGGAUCACCGAACUCCGUCGCCGUUGAACGAGACAACGGCCGUGGCCAGAGUAGCAGCUGCCGCAGCUAUUGCAGCGAUUGCCACGCCUCAGGACUUCUCACCUGCCGCCUCUGCUACGUCCGUUCACCAAUGGCAGUCGGAGCUGUCGGCCGCCUACAACUACGACUACUCCCAGAACCGCUACCUCCCCUUACUCGAGCAAAAUUGGAUGUCGAGCUUCAUCAACCCUUAUCAGAGCUACUGCCAACAGGCCACAACUCUGGAAGCCCACAAAGAUUCAACUUACGCGGCAAACUAUUUCUUAGCAGCUGCGCAAGCUGCCGCGCAGUCGCAGAAUUACUACGAGCCUCGAGGUCCCACGCCAAAUUUGACCAAAACCACGUGGGCUGGCGGUAAGCGGUACGCCGGAUCUCGGACGAAUUGCGACUGUCCGAAUUGUCAGCAGGUCGAGCUAGCUGCGGCGUCGAAUCCGGAGAUGGCGGCGGAGCUUCGACGCGCCAACACGACGCACAGUUGCCAUGUGCCCGGAUGCGGCAAGGUGUACAGCAAAACGAGUCACCUGAAGGCGCACCUUCGAUGGCACACCGGCGAACGCCCCUUCGUGUGCAACUGGCUGCUCUGUGGGAAACGCUUCACCAGGUCCGAUGAGCUGCAGCGCCAUCUGCGGACCCACGCAGGAGAGAAGAAUCUCGUCUGUCCACUGUGCCACAAGCGCUUUGUGCGCAGCGAUCAACUGAACAAACACACGAGAACGCAUUGCGCCACCAACGGCGAUGUUGACGGACACUCGGAGAACGCGUGCGUCAAUGAAACUGACCCUGACGAGAAUGUCGAGGUUUCAAAACGAAAACUAAUGAAGAUGGAAGCUGAUGAUGGAGGUGCCGUAUAA
Molecule: messenger RNA, 1107 nt
Organism: Mesocestoides corti
Lineage: Eukaryota; Metazoa; Platyhelminthes; Cestoda; Cyclophyllidea; Mesocestoididae
Source: the annotation of a GenBank genome assembly